Molecule: messenger RNA, 3932 nt
Organism: Oryctolagus cuniculus (rabbit)
Lineage: Eukaryota; Metazoa; Chordata; Mammalia; Lagomorpha; Leporidae
Gene: CHRNA5
Product: cholinergic receptor nicotinic alpha 5 subunit
Biological process (GO): monoatomic ion transmembrane transport
Cellular component (GO): postsynaptic membrane
Molecular function (GO): transmembrane signaling receptor activity; acetylcholine-gated monoatomic cation-selective channel activity
Source: RefSeq, a predicted model, not a curated record
GGCAGCCGGAGCUGAGGAGCCGACGAGCCGACGAGCCGACGAGCGGAGGGGCAGGUGUCCGGCCCCUGUCGUCGCUCCAGUCCCGGAGGCCCUCCCGCGUGAGGCCGGGGCGAUGGCGGCGCGGGGGUCGCGGCCCCGCGCGCUGCACCUGCUGCUGCUGCUGAUGGAGCUGGUGGCCGGGCGCUGGGCGGCGGGGGGCGCCGCGCCGCGAGGAUUAUCUGAACCAUCCUUUGUGGCGAAACAUGAAGACAGUUUGUUUAAGGAUUUAUUUCAAGACUAUGAAAGAUGGGUUCGUCCUGUGGAGCACCUGCAUGACAAAAUAAAGAUCAAGUUUGGCCUCGCAAUAUCCCAGCUCGUGGAUGUGGAUGAGAAAAACCAGUUAAUGACGACAAACGUGUGGUUGAAACAGCAAUGGACAGACGUAAAACUCAGGUGGAACCCCGAGGACUACGGAGGAAUCCAGGUGAUCCGCGUCCCCUCCGACUCCCUCUGGACCCCAGACAUCGUCUUGUUUGAUAACGCAGAUGGACGUUUCGAAGGGGCCAGCACUAAAACAGUCGUCAGAUACAACGGCACGGUCACCUGGACGCCCCCGGCCAACUACAAGAGCUCCUGCACCAUAGACGUCACGUUUUUCCCGUUCGAUCUGCAGAACUGCUCCAUGAAGUUCGGCUCUUGGACCUACGACGGCUCGCAGGUGGACAUCGUCCUGGAGGACCAGGACGUGGACAAGAGGGAUUUUUUCGAUAACGGGGAGUGGGAAAUCGUGAGCGCCACGGGGAGCAAAGGCAACCGAAGCGACAGCUGCUGCUGGUACCCUUCUGUCACCUACUCCUUCGUCAUCAAACGCCUGCCCCUCUUCUACACCCUGUUCCUCAUCAUCCCCUGCAUCGGGCUCUCCUUCCUCACCGUGCUGGUCUUCUACCUGCCCUCCAACGAAGGCGAGAAGAUCAGCCUGUGCACGUCCGUGCUCGUCUCGCUGACGGUCUUCCUGCUGGUCAUCGAGGAGAUCAUACCGUCCUCCUCCAAGGUCAUCCCCCUCAUCGGCGAGUACCUGGUGUUCACCAUGAUUUUCGUGACCCUGUCCAUCAUGGUGACCGUCUUCGCCAUCAACAUCCACCACCGCUCCGCCUCCACGCACGACCCCAUGGCGCCCUGGGCCCGCAGGGUGUUUCUGCACAAGCUGCCCAAGCUGUUGUGUAUGCGCAGCCACGCCGACCGCUACCUCGCACAGGAGGAGGAAGAGGAGGAGGAGGAGGAGGAGGCGGGCAGCGGGCGCAGGCCCCGGGCUCCCAGGAACACGCUGGAGGCCGCGCUGGAGUCUGUCCGUUACAUCGCCAGGCACGUCACCAAGGAGAGCGCCGUCCGUGAGGUGGUGGAAGACUGGAAGUUCAUAGCCCAGGUGCUUGACCGGGUGUUCCUGUGGAUGUUCCUGCUGGUCUCAGUUGUGGGUUCUCUUGGACUUUUUGUUCCUGUUAUUUAUAAGUGGGCCAAUAUAAUAAUACCAGUUCAUAUUGGAAACGCAAAUAAGUGAAAUUGCUGAGGAGUGCUAGGUUGAAUUUGGUUAUCAAACAUAGAUCUUUUGGCACCAGUAGAACUAUGAAAAGUGGAAACUGUUUAAAAUUUUUAAAAAUUAUUUUGAGGGGCCAGUGCUGUGGUGUAGCGGGUGCAGGGCCAGCAUCCCAUAUGGGUGCUGGUUUGAGUCCCGGCUGCUCCACUUCCCAUCCAGCUCCCUGCUAAUGUGCCUGGGAAAACCUAAGUGUUUGGGUCCCUGCACCCAUGUGGGAGUCUCAGAGGAAGCUCCUGGCUCCUGGCUUUGGUUGGAACAGCCCAGCUCCAGCUGUUGCAGCCUUCUGGGGAGUGAACCAGUGGAUGGAAGACCUCUCUCUGUCUCUGCCUCUCUCUGUAACUCUUUCAAAUAAAAUAAACCUUUAAAAAAUCAUUUUGAGAGGAAGAGGUAGAGAGAAAGCUCUCAUUCACUGAUUUAUUCCCCAAAUGCCCAUAACAGUUUGCAAGACCAGAACAGGAGGCAGGAACUCAGUCCAGGGUGGCAGAAACCCAACCACUUAGAGCCACCACCUGCUGUCUCCCAGGGUUGCAUUAGCAGUAAAGUGGCCUUGGGAGUGGGGCUGGGAUUUGAACCCAGGCACCCCAACAGGGCAUGUGGGUCUCCUAAGUGGUACCUUAACCACCAGGCCAAACACCUGCCCCCGUGAUUAAAAGCGGAUGCCAGCUUUUAAGUAGACUUGCUAGCAUCAGCGAAUCCCGGAUGCUCCCUCAGCACACGGCCUGCACGGCUGGAGUAGUACCUGGCCCAGCCCCACUGGACCUGCCACAUCCUCCCUCUCUGAGCCGUGCCGGUGGAGGCCCACGUCUGUAUCCUGGCCGACAAUCCUAACUUUAAUCAGCAGCGAAGUCUGUGUUGAUUGUGCUGAAAGGCGCCAGCUGUACUUGGAGUCAUUUUAAAAGCUCUGCCUGCACGUGGUACAAGUACACAUUCUGAAAUUCUGUCCUGGACUCCCUCACAGCUAAUCUUUAGCAUAAGAUUCCGCUGCUAUGCUAAGUAAGCUGGCUACAUGAUAGAAAAGCAGUAUCCCAGUAACUCAUUUUUCUAUCACCAACAUGAGAACUGGGCACUCCUUUUAGGCUCACUUUUAGAUGCUUAAGCUGAAUGUACUGUUGUAUUAACAUUUAAAAAAGUGUAAUGUACUUACCUUCAAUUUAUUUGAAAGCGAGAGAGGCAGACAUCUACUGUUUGAUCCCCCAAACACCUGCAACAGCUAAGGCUGGGCUAAAUCCUGAAACUCAGUCUGGGUCUCCCACGUGGCUGGCAGGAAACCAGCGCCGGGAGCCAUCGCCUGCUGCCUCCCAGCGUGCACGUGAGCAGGAAGCUGGACCCGAAAAGGAGGAGCCAGGACUCGAAGCAGGCACUGUGGGAGGUGGGUGCAUCGGGUGAUGACUGAGCUCCGUCCCAGACGCCUGCCCCCGAGUUGUCACCUACCUUGCCCUGUACCGGCCGGUCCUGUGCACGUGCAGCCGGUUCGAGCCCUGGCUGCUCUGCUUGCGGUCCAGCUCCCUGCUAACGUGCCUGGGAAGGCAGCAGCAGAGGACGGCCCAGGUGCUUGGGCCGCUGCACCCACGUGGGAGACCCGGAUGGAGCUCCGGGUCCUGGCUUCAGGCCAGCCCAGCCCUGGUCUGGGGAGUGAACCAGCAGAUGGAAGAUCCAUUCUCUCUCUUCUUGAAUUCUUUAAAAUAAAUUUUAAAAUCUUGGAAAACAAAUUUCAUCUCUAAGUCUUUAAUGCAGCUAUAACCAGGAAGGACACGCCAUUGGAAACCUUUGACUGGGACCUCGUAGCUCCUGAGAACAGCUGUAAGCCAUCCAAAUUCAGACGGCAGAGGGCACCUGUCUAACUUCCGGGCUACUUAGAGUUUAAUGCCACUUUACGAAUGAAAGUGUGGCUGGAUGAAUUUAACCUGCCUUUAGCUGUCUUAGCCGGUAUACGCCCCCUUACUGUGGCCGAGGCUUUUGUACAUAAAGAAAUGACAUGGAACAAAGCUGCCUUCAACUGUUUGAAACGGGAGUCGCAGUGGGUUGCAAAACUGUACGUUUUUAUUUUUGCACAGGAGAAACACUGCCUGGUGAGAGGGUGGUCGGCUCCGUGGGGGGCUGGGGUUGCAGGUGUGGCGCCCAAUGCGCUUUCCUGAGACCCCCAUCUACGGAGGGGACAGGGAACUGCGGACAUGUGUGUGUGUGGUCACAGGAGGCGGUGAGUGGCGUCCUGCCAUCGGCGGGCAGAUCUGGGGUGCUGCCGAAGGUGCCACAGUGCCCAGGACAUCCCCCCUGCACCCCAACACUUACCCAGCCCAAGGGGUCAACAGCACUGAGGCCGGGAAACCCAGUCCUACAGGUUCAUGCUGUGGCCUGUGUGUUG